AUGUCUAAAAGAAACAGUUUAGUGAUGCUGCGACCGCGGACCAUGUCGCUGGGGAAGAAAGCCGAGGCGGUGAAGGUGGUGGUCCGGUGCCGCCCUGUAAACAAGAAAGAGGAGGCGAUGAGUCAGGAGAGGAUAGUGGAUGUGGAUGUAAAACUGGGACAGGUAACCGUGAGGAAUCCAAAAGCUACCGCAAGCCUCAACAAGACAUUCACGUUUGAUGCUGUUUAUGAUAUGUUUUCAAAACAAAAUGACUUGUACGAUUACACCUGCAAGCCUCUUAUUGACUCUGUAUUACAAGGUUUUAAUGGAACUAUAUUUGCUUAUGGGCAAACUGGCACUGGGAAGACAUACACCAUGCAAGGUCUGCCCAUGGACCCUGAGAAACGAGGAGUCAUACCAAAUUCUUUUCAUCAGAUCUUCACCCAAAUUUCUAGAUCUCAGAACCAGCAGUACUUGGUGAGGGUAUCUUAUCUGGAAAUAUAUCAAGAUGAAGUCAGGGACCUCCUUUACAAGGACAACAACAAAAAACUGUGUUUAAAGGAGAAUCCAGACUUGGGUGUAUAUGUCAAAGACCUGUCAUCUGUUGUGACCAAAAACAUCAAAGAAAUUGAACAUGUGAUGAACCUGGGAAAUCAGUCCAGAUCUGUCGGAUUUACCAAAAUGAAUGAGCACAGCUCACGAUCCCAUGCUAUUUUUAUUAUAACCAUAGAAUGCAGCGAGAUGGGCGUUGAUGGUGAGGAGCACAUUCGGGUAGGCAAGUUAAACAUGGUAGACCUAGCUGGCAGCGAACGCCAAAGCAAGACAGGUGCUCAGGGUCAAAGAUUUAAAGAAGCUGCCAAAAUCAACCUGUCCCUUAGUGCUCUUGGAAACGUGAUAUCAGCUCUGGUGGAUGGCAAAAACUCACACGUUCCCUACAGAGAUUCCAAACUUACUCGCCUGUUGCAGGAUUCUUUAGGAGGAAAUGCAAAAACAGUCAUAGUGGCCACAAUUGGACCCACAUCAUGCCACUAUGAGGAGACUCUCGCCACCUUAAGAUUUGCAAACAGAGCAAAGAACAUUAAGAACAGGCCAAAGAUCAAUGAGGACCCCAAAGAUGCUUUGCUCCGCGAGUUCCAGGAAGAGAUCGCUCGUCUGAGGUCACAGCUGGAGGAGCGAGGGAUGCUGGCAAAGGAAAGGAGGAAACGGAGAAAUAGUGUAAGGAUGAAGAGAAGCAUGAGCAGCGGGGAGGUGGAGACACCCAAAAAACAAGAGGUGGACAUUGUGGAGAUGGUGCAGGAAGAGAGAGUAGAAGAAUACUGGUGGAAGCAGCAGAUGGUCGAAAGUGUUGCCAGUGACAGCCCGGUGUUUAGAAGGAAGUUAGGAAUCUUGGAUGAAAAAUCACAGACUAUAGAGGAGUUAAUGAAGGAACAACAGACCAUUGGAAACAUGAUUGAGAAAUACAGGGCCUUGGAAAGUAAGCUUCUGACUGGAGGGAAAAACAUUGUUGACCACACCAAUGAACAACAAAAGAUGUUAGAGCUAAAGAGACAGGAGAUUGCAGAGCAGGAAAGACAGGAAUGGGAAAUGCAGCAGAUGAUGUUUGAGCAGGACGAGGAAACUAUAGAACUGAAGGAGACCUAUUCCAGUUUACAACAGGAGGUGGAGCUCAAAACCAAAAAGCUGAAGAAGCUGUACAGCAAACUACAGUUGGUGAGAGCUGAAAUGGCCGAUAUUAUUGAUGAACAUGUAACGACAAGACAGGAGCUGGAACAGACCCUGAAUGAGCUGACAAGAGAGAUGAAAUUCAAAAAUCUUAUCAUUGACAAUUUUAUUCCUCCUGAGGAAAAAAACAAGAUUAUAAACCGCCUCCACUUUGACCAUGAGGAGGACCAGUGGAAAGUCUUACCCCUCAUUCCUAUUGAAAGCAACUCCCCUCUUGUCAGACGAAGGCCACAAUCUGCAGUCGGAUACAAAAGACCAAUAAGUCAAUAUGCACAGGUUGCUGUAGCAACAGGAGCACCCACCAGAUACAGGGCAGAAAAUGUCAUGCUUUUGGAGCUGGAUUUGUCUCCACCAACUAUGGUGCCACUGGAUCUACAAGGAGCAGAGAUGAGGUCAAGAGACCUGCUACGUAAUUUCAGCCAGCACAGGCGAACAUCAACAGCAUCACGUGUCAUGCGGGCCAGAUCAUGGUAUCAAGGACCAAGUAUGCCACCUCCAUCAACCAGCUUUUUGGCCUCUGGGGCUCAGGGCCAAUCUUCUGCCAUGGGGGCAUGUGCCACCAUGCUCCUACCAUGAAGUGUAUUAAUUGUGGUGUUUUGCCAUGUUGAGUUCUGUGAAAAUAUUUGCACCCUGUAUGUGUAUUACUUUAUCGCAAGACCAAUUUGCCUUUAUGUGCUGCACAAUUCUUUUGUAUUAGAGCUUUCAAUGAACAAAUGUAAGCACAGUUUUUUCUUGAAUAUCCAAACUGUUGGUGUAAAUGUGUAUUAUAUAGUUCUGUCAUCUCAUACUUGAAUACAUUCAGUGGCAACAGUAAAAUAAGAUGUUGCAUGAGAAACAAGUGAUCUGUUUAGGUCACACCCAUUUCUAACAGGUGUAUAAAAUCAGUUAUCUAAAGUAUAUGCUUUCAGCUCUGUGGCAACAGUUUGGGUAAGACAUUUUUUUUUUCAAUUCCAGCAUGACCUUGUGUACAAAUCAAGGUUCUUAAAUACACUGUUUGACAAAUUUGAUGUCAUCAUCUUCAAUGGCCUGCACAACAUCCUGACCUUAACGCAGGUGUACACUUCUGGAAUAAAUUAGAGUGUUGAGAGUCAA
This is a messenger RNA of Trichomycterus rosablanca, 2793 nucleotides long. It is a transcript of the gene kif3cb, whose product is annotated as kinesin family member 3Cb. The coding region runs from base 1 to 2277 and encodes 758 amino acids. Gene Ontology annotation, biological process: mitotic spindle organization; microtubule-based movement; spindle elongation. The transcript has 8 exons. Gene Ontology annotation, cellular component: microtubule associated complex. The record is from RefSeq and is a predicted model, not a curated record. Lineage: Eukaryota; Metazoa; Chordata; Actinopteri; Siluriformes; Trichomycteridae. Gene Ontology annotation, molecular function: microtubule motor activity; ATP binding; microtubule binding.